GUGUGGUGUGUCAUUAUACUAGCCAGCACCGUGUCUGCCUUGCGGUCGAACACUGCAAGUUGAAAAAGUAAACGAAAAACAACCGCGUACAUAUUACAGAAAAAACAGAAGUUUCGAUCUUCGAAAAUACUCGUGUCUGCACUCAACCCUCGCCCGGAAUAAAAAGGAAGAAAAGGAAUAAAUACCACUACACCGCGACACCGCGCGGAGCCGUUCGAUCGUUUCGAUAGAGAAAGUGUAAAGGUGUGUGAGUGCGUUUUUUUCUGGUGCGGUUUUACUGUUCUGUUCUUUUGCAUCAAAAACACGUGGUCGUCGUGUGUUCGCCGAUACCCGGGAACGACCUCGCAAAACGGAAUAUACUGCAACGGGGAGCGUGUCCUUUGUUGGAGAGUGACAAACCAGGAAAGGUGUUUGCUGAAGGCUUCUCAAGCAGAAAUUCCCAGCAAAGGCGGAGGCCGGCUUUUUUUUGUGGCCCCGCGAGCCUCUCGAUCAGAAAGUCGCGCGCCCUCGAAGUCACAAAGCGUGAAGCGCGAUAGCGACAAAGCGCAAAUCCACACAAUUGCAAGGAUUUGGGCCGAUUUAGUGUGGAAUGUGUUGUUGUUUUGUGCAAAUCGAAACCGAUCGUCAGCAGAGAGAGCAGAGUGAAUAAUUGGAGCGCACAUGGUGUGUGCAGCGAAGAAGGAGUGACGCGAAUCAAUAACAGAUGAGCGGCAAGCGUUCACGUAGCUUCAAGUGUGCAGUACAUCAUCGCGAUCGUGAGGUUUGUUCCGAGAACGAUUUUCAUCUGAUAUUUGAGGAUCCACCACUAUUCCGCAGAAUGGUGCACGUAAUUGCAAUGGAAGUGCUCCCCGAGGAGCGGGAUCGGAAAUAUUAUGCAGACAAUUAUUCAUGCUGUCCGCCUCCGUUAUUUGUGAUACUAGUUACAAUCGUCGAGCUCGGGUUCUUCAUCUAUCACUCAGUAACGCUGGGUCCGGCGGAUCCGGCGGGUCCGGUUCCGAUCGAUUCGAUGUUCAUUUACCGACCAGACAAACGACAGGAAGUGUGGCGAUUUCUAUUCUACAUGGUCCUGCAUGCAGGAUGGUUCCAUCUAGGCUUCAAUCUAAUCAUACAACUCCUCGUUGGGCUACCAUUAGAGAUGGUACACGGAUCAGCAAGGAUAGGUUGUGUUUAUCUAGCGGGUGUACUAGCCGGUUCGUUAGGUACUAGCGUAUUCGACCCGGAAGUAUAUCUCGUAGGAGCGAGUGGGGGUGUGUAUGCCCUGCUCGCUGCUCACUUAGCCAAUGUAAUGCUAAAUUACCGCAAUAUGCAGUAUGGCAUUCUUCGGUUACUAGCAAUAUUUCUAUUUGCGUCCUGUGAUGUAGGUUUCGCCAUCUAUUCCCGAUAUUCGGUGGAACCGGCCAGUGGGGCACCUUCGGUAUCGUACGUGGCGCACCUAACGGGAGCCCUUGCCGGGCUCACGAUCGGUCUGCUGGUGCUGAAAAACUUCGAGCAAAAGUUGCACGAGCAGCUGCUAUGGUGGGUGGCGCUCGGUGUCUAUGCCGCCUGCACCAUCUUCGCCAUCGUGUUCAACCUGCUCAACACGGUAACGGUCCAGAGGCUUGAGGAGGAAAGUGAAGAGGUGUUCAAACAGCAACUAUUCACCAACUUCGGCUUCUAGUGUGCUGCGUGUGUUGGUGGAACAAAAAUGCAAACAAAAAACGUCUUGGACCUCUUCCUCUCGAAGGACACGAUUCCGAGAGGAUUCCAUUCCUUCCAUAUCCAAGUGUCACGUGGAUCGGGCACUGGAUAGAAACACACAACCACACACACAACCCGAACGUGCGUUCUAAACGCCACCUACCGUUCCCACCUGUGCUUCUCAUCGUCGUAAAACGAGAAUAUUGUCCACGGUCGAUGACAACUCUCCAGGAUUGUCGAAAUUCCAAACAAACCCCUCCAAAGGCUGCCUCUCUCCCACUGGUGGGGGAUGGAGAUGAUAGAGGAGGAGUGAUGAGACUUUAGAGUGAAUAAGUAUGUAACCUACAAAACAAAAACGUCCAAAGAGUCCACCUGUGUGCGUGAAGUUGCUGAGAAACAAAAACAGGGGGCAAACUUGCGUCUCCCUAUUGCCUUUAACGAGAAUGGACCACAAAAGGAAGGUGUGUGGUUGGUGGUCAUAAACACACGGGUAUCUCACAGCUCUUAUACAUACACACGUGUCGUACACAUGCACUAUCUCUCCGGCAUUACUCGGACAACACUGGAAAACUCAACACCUCAGCGAAGAAAAACACACUGCAAAUGCGAGAAGGAUGGAAGUUGUGCGCGUACUAAAUGUGAUUGUACAUAGACUUUAUAUUUUAAUUGAUAAAUCUACGCCAGCCAACCGGGGGGAGGACGAAUCAUCACAGACACAUAAACACACACUACUCUACCCACUGACGAGACAUCCCUGACCGCGCUGGCAGCAGCAAUAUGUGUGUUUGUGUGGCUGUUAACAUUUUGGGCAGCAGAAAAGAGUGCGCGUCCAAAGGAAGAACACUGGAUAAGGAUUUGUUCGCACACAAAUAUCCCGAUCCUGGCAUCGAAACUAUUAAAACAUACCAGUAUACCAAAGACUGCACAGGGGGAGCAGGGAACGAAGAAGGAAGGAGUCGUAUUCACCGUCCAAUGUGGUUCUUCCGUUCAUUAGCAUCCUCCCUGUUUUUUUCAUACUCCCAGACAUCACAAGUUGCUGCUGACGAUGACCCUCGGGGGGAGUAGUGUAGUGUUCGUUCCUUCGCACCAUUUCCAUCCGCCAAUCAAUCAGCGAGCAAUAUAGAAGUUUUAUGUAUGCUCGCGCGUGCAUCAUAAUUUUGAGUUCCUUUUUUUUCCCCCACUGUAACAACCACUAACUGCCAAACGAAAUGCAAAGUUGGGGAACGGAUUGAGAAGGAGAGGAAGAGUUGGCCGCUUGCCCGGAGGGAAGCGACCUCAAAGAAGGUGAUGGAUGUGAUGGGGACUGCGCGAUAUGCAACUACCGUAAGUGCGCGACGGUACGGUGCACAUCAACACAUACACGAUCAGCUCUCGGAGCUCCUCCAUCCGUGACCAUAAUGUGAAGAAGAUGAACAAACAACACACCUCACUGCCGCCGAAGAGGGAAAGCGAAUCAUUCGAAAUCGCGCGCGCAGCCUUCAUCUGUUGUUUGUGUUAGAUAGGUUAGCCAGAAAGCCAAAUGUAAGAGAAACUAAUACCAUAAAUGCUUGGUCGGGAUAAUUGAAGGUAAGGGCGGCUGGACGCGCCCGGAGGGACGACCUGGAAUUCUACAACUCCCUGUGGAAAAGACACCACCGCUAACACCGCAAUACGCAAAAAGGCGGAAUGUUGUGUGUUGCGCGCGUGUCACGCGAACAUUAUUUAUUACGAAAUAAAAAUUGACUCUUUUAAGAGGCUGCUGCGCUGGUUUACUGACGUUUCCACUAGUAAGCUGCUGGUUAAUAACCGUCGCCCGAGUUGAGUUGCGUGAGAGUGAGUUUUUGUCGAUAGAGGAAUUGAGUGGUGCUGGAAAAUGUGUGACCAAAUCGGGACAAUUGUUUUUGUUGUGGCAGUCGUCCUAUAAAGCAGGAGGAACAAAAGACUAAUCCGCAGAGAGAUAAAGAGUGUGUGUGACAGAAAGAUUUAGCGAAAGAAGCGAGAAGCGGUUGUGGUUAGGCAAAUGAAAAACGAGAAACCGAAACGAAACGAUAAGAUAUAAUAUUCAAUAACACGGCAAAAAAUCACCAAGUCUAGUCAAAUCUCUACGGAAAUAUUCUAAUUAUUGUAUUGUAUUCUAAUUAUUAUUAUUAUUAUUAUUAUUAUAUUAUUAUUACUAUAAUUAAAUUACACUAACUUAACUUGGCUCUUUUUGCUUUUCCUUAGACGAAAAGGGAGCGAUGAAUAGAAGAAGAAAAACAACAGCAAAACAAACAGCCUAUAGGAAGGGAAGAAAAAAGGAAAAAAACACAAAAAUCUACACAGCAAGCAAAUAAAUCAAAACAAACGUUAUUAUCAUCAUGGCAAAUCAGGCUGCGCCUUCCACCACCACUCUCACUUACCCCCACAAACAACACCAUUUCCAUUCUCACCCGGUGGAGAAGGAUGAAACAAUGUAAAAGAAAUUCUCAUCCCUUUUUUUAUGAACAUAAAACUAAAGCUGAAGUGAUGUGUGUGUGUUGUGGAAGUGGAUCGAUGGCAUUUGAUAGUUGAAGAACGCUGAUAGAGAGAAGCGAACAGAACAGGGGGCAAUUAAAGAACGAUCCAUUCACUCCCCCCCGUUUUUGUUUUUUGUUUGGAAACUGUGAACACACGGAAGCAAGAAGAUGAGAGAACAUUACACCACCACUACAGAACAUAACCGAUUCAUGUUAAUUCCUAACGAAGAACAAAAGAACGGAACAGAUGAUGGGAAUAGUAGUUGAACUAUAUUAUAAAAAAGAGAAGAUUAAAACAGUUGGUGAGGAAAAUAGUUUAUUUAUUGCACCUUGUAUAUUCGGUUCUUUUUUUUUUCGCCCCUUCUUCAGUCUCUCCACCCAUUACACUUUCCCUUUUUGUUAUGCGGUUUAUUUUUUACAUGUUUUUGUUUUUAUCAGGAGAAAGAGUGGUGGGAGUAAUAUGUGCUAGGAAAGGGAAGCCAAGCUUCCCUGUAAUCGCAGGCGCCACAUUACAUCACAUUGUGUGUGUUCAAUUUCGUUCACGACACAGACAUAUUAUUCACGAUCUCACUAAUUAAAUGAAGCUCGCAAAAAUCGAUAUCAUUUGUAAUAAAAAUACAUUGCACUUGGAGAGAUAGGGGGCAAAGUAGGGGGGAGUAGAAGUAGAAGCCGCCAAGUACAACAAUAGAACCUCUGAAUUACAAUGCCACCAACAUCAUACCUAUAUAAUGCAGCUAGUUUUGUUUUUCCUUCUCUGUUUUGUUUUCAAAGGACACACACCAAAGAUUACUUUUUUUGAAGAAGGAAUGUGUUGAAGAGAGAGAG
This is a messenger RNA of Anopheles moucheti, 4976 nucleotides long. It is a transcript of the gene stet, whose product is annotated as protein rhomboid. The transcript has 7 exons. Gene Ontology annotation, molecular function: serine-type endopeptidase activity; calcium ion binding. Lineage: Eukaryota; Metazoa; Arthropoda; Insecta; Diptera; Culicidae. Bases 704 to 1657 code for a protein of 317 amino acids. The record is from RefSeq and is a predicted model, not a curated record. Gene Ontology annotation, cellular component: membrane.